AUGUCUGUUCGAAUUAGGGAUGCACCAAUUCCAAGUCCAACCAAUCCAAUUCCAAUUCUUGGCUUGGAAUUAGUCGGUAUUGAUUCAAAUUGGAAUUGGAAUUGGAAUUGGUUUAGAAUUGGUCUGAAACAGUAUUCAUACAUUGGAAAUGAAUUUAUUCCAAUUCCAACCAACUCCGACCAAUUCCAAUUCCAACCAACUCCGACCAAUUCCAAUUCCAACCAAAUCCGACCAAUUCCAAUUCCAACCAACUCCGACGAAUUCCAAGAAUUGAAUAGACUCGAAUUGGAAUUGGUGCAUCCCUAG
This is a messenger RNA of Rotaria socialis, 306 nucleotides long. The record is from the annotation of a GenBank genome assembly. Lineage: Eukaryota; Metazoa; Rotifera; Eurotatoria; Philodinida; Philodinidae.